UGACGCAACAAGGCGGGAAUUUAUUCGUCAGAAACGGCAAGAGACUUUUUACAGACUCACGCGCGUCUCAUUAAACGUUCAGAACUCGCGUAAAUCAGAUGUUCGCUCAUUAAAAUUGUAUAAUUUCCGAGUUUGAACACAAAACGUGAAUUUCGGAAGAAAUGAAUGCGACAGCGGAUCUAGAAAUUAACGCCAAAUCCGUUGUUGAUGAUGCGCACGUCAAAGUUACGCCAAGACAAGGGGGCGUGUCCUUAAGAAGAAGACCUCCAGAUUCCAGAUGUAACGCCAGGAGCGUCAAUUCAGGUUUUAAAUCUCCAGUUCAGAAGCCUAAUAUGGUGAAAUCUCCAGUGUGCCCUGAGGAAGAAGUCAAAGAGCUCAAGAAAACACUUGAUCGGCUGAAUUCAGAGAUCGCCUUGCUGGAAAAAGAAGGAUUUGUUGUACAAGAGCUGGAUCAACACAUAGACCUGCUGCACGAAUACAAUGACAUCAAAGACAUCACACAAACUCUGCUGGGCAGAUUAGCCGGCUUGCGUGGAGUGACCACACGAGACUUGUACAGUCACUUUGGCCUCGAGUUGGACGACUGACUGAGCUUCAUGAGAGGAGAUCGAGUAACUGGAAGGCAUCUUAAUAUGAAUUAGUUUUAUGUCUUUGUAGCAAAUACGCCAGUUAGUGUUGUUUUCUUCAUGCUGAUGUGGUAGAUGAGACAAAUUUAGAAGUUUCAGUACAAUUAGCAUACUUAAAAGAAAUAGUUCAGCUAAAAAUUUACUCAACCCUCAGGACAUCCAAGAUGUAGAUGAGUU
Sinocyclocheilus rhinocerous is the source of this 803-nucleotide messenger RNA. RefSeq names its product SWI5 homologous recombination repair protein (gene swi5). The record is from RefSeq and is a predicted model, not a curated record. Bases 162 to 587 code for a protein of 141 amino acids. The transcript has 5 exons. Gene Ontology annotation, cellular component: Swi5-Swi2 complex; Swi5-Sfr1 complex. Lineage: Eukaryota; Metazoa; Chordata; Actinopteri; Cypriniformes; Cyprinidae. Gene Ontology annotation, biological process: double-strand break repair via homologous recombination.